AUGGGUUCACCGUCGUCUUCUGAUUCUUACCUGACAUUGAUGGAACAAAUUCAUGUGAUGGUUGUGGAUCAUGAGCCUGAAGAACUUCUUAGCACUGCCAAUAUGCUUGAAUUAUGCCAAUAUAGAGUUACUAUUGUCGAACUUGCUUCUGCUGGAAUAACUACACUGAUGAAUGGAAGUCAAAAGUUUGAUAUUAUUCUGAUGGACAUAAACUCCCCCGAUCUCCAUGGCUUCAAGCUCGUCGAGCAAGCAACCAACAUGGGCAUCCCCGUCAUUGUAAUGUCCGAUGCUGCCAAUGCGCUCAUAGCCUCAAGAGCUUUACAAAAUGGAGCCCUUCUUUGCAUCAAGAAACCAACUACAAUGGACGUGUUGUCGUUCUUAUGGCAAUGUGUGUUGAAGAAGAAAAUAAAUGAAAAUUUGAGAACUGAAUGUAGGGAAAUCGAGCCAAAUGCUAAUAAUGUUGCAAGUGGAGAAUUCAAUAUGGUGGCAGUAAAGAACAACAAGGGCAAGAAGAAAAUGAAAGGAAGAAAACAUAACAAUACUAACGAAGAACGCGAAGAACAUUUAGAAAAUCAAGAAAUUUUGAAAAACAACGAUGAUAACAAUAAGAAAAGACCCGUGACAGAAUGGACACAAGAAUUACAUGAAAAGUUUGUCGCUGCGGUUGAAACACUUGGUGAAGGAAAGUGUUUUCCUAAAGAGAUUCUUGAUCUAAUGGAUGUUCCCGGGCUUACAAGAAUGCAAGUCGCCAGUCAUCUUCAGAAAUGUCGGAACAACAACUGGCGCCCACCGGAGCUGAGGAAACCGCCGCCGAUGCCGGAGCCGGAAAAUGUCCAAGCGGCGUCCGGCGACGGAGCACAGGGAAAGUCGAGAAGGUUCGGAAGCAUGCCCCGACUAAAAAAACCGGCGCCGGCUUACGGACAUGUCCAAUUAAUCCAGCUGGCCCGGCCUGAAAAUGCUGUCCCUGUGAUGACUCUCGCCCCCAAUUAUGGCGGCUCGUCGUCAAACCCGCCGCCGCUGUCUGAAGAUCACAGCUUCUUCUCUUUCCAGGACAUGGACUGUUGUCUGGUUCAGGGCCUCCCUGGAUUGCAAUUGGCGGCGCCGCCGUCUGCCCCGCCGGCCGGCUACAGCUAUCAGCACUUCGAUCCGCAGAUUUAUCAGAAUGCUGGCGGUGCAGCACAGUGGGAAGCUUCUGGAAGCUUCGGGAACGAUGAUCCUGCUGCUGCAGGGAACCAUGGCGGCCAUUAA
Molecule: messenger RNA, 1248 nt
Organism: Andrographis paniculata
Lineage: Eukaryota; Viridiplantae; Streptophyta; Magnoliopsida; Lamiales; Acanthaceae
Product: two-component response regulator ORR26-like
Exons: 5
Coding region: 1-1248 (415 amino acids)
Biological process (GO): regulation of DNA-templated transcription; phosphorelay signal transduction system
Cellular component (GO): nucleus
Molecular function (GO): DNA-binding transcription factor activity; DNA binding
Source: RefSeq, a predicted model, not a curated record